Messenger RNA from Rhopilema esculentum, 3777 nucleotides. RefSeq names its product allene oxide synthase-lipoxygenase protein. Gene Ontology annotation, biological process: lipid oxidation. The record is from RefSeq and is a predicted model, not a curated record. NCBI's taxonomy places the organism in Eukaryota, Metazoa, Cnidaria, Scyphozoa, Rhizostomeae, Rhizostomatidae. Gene Ontology annotation, molecular function: oxidoreductase activity, acting on single donors with incorporation of molecular oxygen, incorporation of two atoms of oxygen; metal ion binding.
GUCUGGUAGCAAUGUGUUGCCUUGUAGGUGCUUGACAUUUAAGUAAUAAUGUUAUCAAAGCAUUCAAUCUUAGGCACCUCAUUAUAAAUGUAAGCAAGCAUAUUAGUAACGAUUUUGCAUAUUUGUUUUAUUUUUGAUUUUGUUUUUGCAAGUGAGCAACAGGAAAUAACAAAAAAAUAUGGAAACAGCAUCAAUGAAAUUGUUUGCAAUUGCAGCCCUCGUGUUGGCAUUAAAUAGAGUAUCUUGGUGUCAGAAACCAAUAUCGGGUAGUGAGGCCAAUCUUUGUAAAUAUACACAGACGAAAACAAGAACAGUGCUGCGUAAAAAUGUCACAACUACCACAGAGUACCACACAAAAAGUUGCGGUAUACCAUCUAAGCCAGAGCUACAAUGCCCUGAAACAAGAGUUUAUUCAGUAAUAUACUGGUAUCCAGUUAAAAAAACUGACAAGUUUGAAGUUGUCAAAUGCUGUCCAGGAUGGUCAAAUUACGUUAUAAACGUGGGAUGCACGAAAAAGACUGGAUGUUCAUCAUCGUUACCACAGAAAGACAAUAAAAUGUGUGUCAUGGUGCGUGAAAAGUACAAGAUGUACAAUCGCGCGUAUUACCAACUCACUUCGCCGGCUGUUCCUAAGGAUAGCGAAAGAGCAAAAGAAAUUAUCUUCCCAACAAUUAACAAAUCUACGGAGGACGUCCUGACUAGAGCAAUGAUGGAUCCUUUCACGUCGCAUUGGUUCAAUAUUUAUUUUUAUGGAAUGUUGAAAAGAAACAACGAGACACAAGCAAAAGCAUGGAGCAUGUUUAAACAUCUUAAGUUUGACCAAAUCAGUGACUUUGUCACUAUUUACAAUUUUUUCAUGCCAUUACAAGAGCAAGUGCCACUUCCAUACUUCAAACUCCCUUCAAUGAAGCCUGGAUUUCGAAAUAUCGUUUAUAACGAAACCUGGAGAACAGACAAGUCGUUUGUUGAGCAAAGGCUGGCUGGCUUGAAUCCAAUGGCUCUUCAGAAAGUCACUAAAGACGGAAAAGUUGGUAUGGGUAUUGAAAAGCUCUCGAGUUACUUAAACAAAAAAUUCGAUUGGAACGCAGCAUUGAGUGAUGCACUUGGCGAAAAAGAAACGAUGCAAUCGGCUGUGGAGAAAGGCAAGCUGUUUGUUGUUGACUACCCCAUAUACCAUGACAUCCCUCAUGUACCAGAUAUCACUGACGAAGACCCGACUGACAGAAGAGUAAUGUUGAGAAGCAGCUCGCCUGUUGGUCUAUUUGCUGUUCGAAAGGACAGUACUGGCAAGAAUGAGCUCAAAGCUGUUGCAAUCCAACUUGAUUAUAAGCCAGAAUCUGAAGUACGAACUCCGAAAGAUGGCAGCAAGUGGAUGGCAGCAAAAGGGUUUCUACAGAUGGCUGAUUUUGCAGUGGUGGAGAUAUACGAGCAUUUGCUCAAGACGCACGUGCGCAUAGAACCGAUCUGCGUUUGCAUACACCGACAUCUUGCACCUACCCAUCCUUUAUACCAGGUGUUAAGAAUACAUUGCCGUGGCUUACUUCCGACAAACAGCUAUGGUUUUCCAAGGCUAACCAACGAGUUUAUGUAUAUGCACAGGUUGUUUGGAAUGGGACAUCUUGGAACACUUCAGAUACUCAAUGAAGGAUACAAGAAAAUGAAGUGGGAGGACAACGAUCUUUUAAACGAUAUCAAGGCCCGAGGAGUCGACGACCCAGAAAUUCUACCUUACUUCCCAUAUAGAGACGAUGGCAAAGUUAUUUAUCAAGUUAUAGAGUCAUUUUCAAGAGAUUUGGUUGAUUUAUUUUACAAAGUUGAUAAAGAUGUUGUCGAAGACUAUGAAGUUCAAAACCUUGUCAGCGAGCUAUCGGCUGAUGGAAAAGGAACAGUUGAUGCAGCGAAAGGAAGGAUCGUGGGUUUUCCAGCCAAACUUGAAAGCAGAGAGCAACUAGCAGGAAUUAUUAAAGCUAUAGUUUGGUUGGUGAUACAACAUGCAGCCGUCAACUAUCCGAUCAGUGCAUAUGGUGGAUUCACUCCUAAUAUGCCGACCAAGUUAUACGAAGAUCCUGAUCACCAUAAAUAUGGCAAAUAUGAAGCUAUGUUACCAAAAGCUCCAUUGGCAAUUCUCCAGAAUUUCGUUACACUGAAUCUUGGAACUAUGAGGUACGACAGACUCUUCGACUACAGUGAGAGUGUGGAUGAUGCACAAACCAAAUUGUUGCUGAUAAGAUACUAUGAUCAAAUGACCAAAGAGGUGCAACCAAUGCUCGAAGCGAGAAACAAAAAGAGAUAUGCCGAAGGACAACUCACCUACCCAUACAUGGAACCAAAAUGGCUACCUAACAGCAUUCACACAUAACUGAUGAAUAGAUAUGUAUUUGAAUCAAAACUCCGGUAUCAGACGAAAAUUGUAAUAUUUAAUCUUUUAGUUAGUAAUGCAUUGAUAUUAGCAUACUAAUGAUACUACUACUAAAAUAAUUAUAUUAGGCACUUCAAUUAUAUUUGCUCAUUUCACGUAGCCUUUAUUACCUGUGCCUUUAAUACCAUAGAAUAUUCUCAUACUUCUGCUUAGAAAGUAGUAAAGUGAUAAAUCAGUUGUGUUCGCAAAGUUUGAUCUCAAAGCUGUCGAAGCUUCUUGCUCCAUUAGUAUAGUGUGAAGAUUUGAAAUAAAGAGAAACUCUAUUUAGUAAGCUAUUUUGAACAAAUAGCUAUCUUUUUACUGGCCUUGACGGCUCGAUUUGGUUUGACUUGAUAAUUCGUAAAAAAUGUAAUUAGGUUUAAGGUUUUAGGUAGAAACUGAAGCGUCUAUGUAAUUUAUUAGUGGAGGGCUACGUGAAAAUCAACACUGUCAAACAUUUUAAAGUAGAUUCCCCUAUUUUCUCUCCUAUUUUUCGUCUCCUAUUUUCUCUUUAAAUCAAAACAGUCAACAAUUUUGCUUAGAAAAAUAUUAAUUAGGUUUAAGACUUUAGAUUAAGAUUAGAAUCUUAAGUAAAAAUUAAAGAUUGUUUGUAUUUAUCAGUGAAGGGCUACUUAAAAAUCAACACUAUCAAACAUUUUAACUUACAUUGGCUUUUUUCUUUAAUAUAAUGAGACCGCCUCCUAUAUUAUCCUUAAAUCAACACAGUCCUUUCUAUAUCUUCUUCUGAUAUAUUGCUCUUCUCACAAGACAUUCAUUAGGAGCCUUUAUUUCGUAAACAAAAACAAAUGUUAAACCGCUGAUAAAUUAAUCCAAGAGAGUUGACUAAUUUAGCCAAUAUAGCGAAUGAACGUAGUCAAGAAUACAUUAAUGAAAUUAAAUGGUGUUUGAAAAAAUUGAUUUAUCUGAAAAAUUCUUGCAACACAAGAAUCAUGCAUUGAGACCAACGUAACAGUCACUCCAGACCGAAUAUUAGUUUCUUAAUUGACUCAAGCCUAUAGUUAUGAUCGAAUAACUAUACCUACGACUUACAUAAUAAUAAUUUAUUGCUGAUGCUUUGUAAAGAAAAAUUUCCUUUAGGUUUUUCCCUUAAAGCAUCUUUGUUUUUCUUUCAAAAUCAUAUUAUGCUAACAAAUUGAUUAACACUUUCUAUAGAACAGAAGGUCUUUGCUUGGCAAAUUAUAGAAAAAAUAUACCAAGUUGGCAUGGGAUUAGUGUAUGCUAAAUCGAACAGACUUCUCCCAAAAAUGCUCAACGGUUAGCGAAUAUUUUACAUCUUCAAAAUAAAAUACAACAAUAGAACAAGAUAAUUACACACAUGAUAUGAAUCAUAGCAACCUGACAGAGUUCAGUUUUAGUCA